Messenger RNA from Trichosurus vulpecula (common brushtail), 3814 nucleotides. RefSeq names its product phosphoribosyl pyrophosphate synthetase associated protein 1 (gene PRPSAP1). The record is from RefSeq and is a predicted model, not a curated record. Gene Ontology annotation, cellular component: ribose phosphate diphosphokinase complex; cytoplasm. The coding region runs from base 689 to 1846 and encodes 385 amino acids. The transcript is spliced from 10 exons. Gene Ontology annotation, biological process: purine nucleotide biosynthetic process; 5-phosphoribose 1-diphosphate biosynthetic process. Gene Ontology annotation, molecular function: ribose phosphate diphosphokinase activity; magnesium ion binding. Lineage: Eukaryota; Metazoa; Chordata; Mammalia; Diprotodontia; Phalangeridae.
ACCCCAGCAACGCGCAUGUGCCGAGGACCAUAGAGGUAUACGGCUAUGGCGUGGAACACAUAUCAUUUAGCAAUGGAUGCCCCGUCUUGAAGAAAAUUCUUGGCUCUGUUCUCUCCGUCCGGUUCUCUCUAAACAACUAGUGUCCAAAGCUAAAAUCUAAGAACUUUAUUGCUUUGGAUCUCGGCUACUGCAGUGUUUAAAACACAAUGGCCCUCGGCGUCGGCCAUCUUGGAUUGGGGCAGAAACGUUAACCAUGGGACCGCCCAGCACGGCGCCGGCCGAAGCUCCGAGAAGGAAAGAGUCCCCCUGGUGGCCGGAAGCGGAAACGAUGCCUUCCUUUCUACUUUCCAUAGAGAAACAGCCUCGGGCGGACCGUCGGAGGAGGAGACUGAGGCGAGAGGGAACGACGCUCUAGCCGGCGCCUCUCGGAUUCUAAGAGGGGGCUGGGCCUAGCUCCUUCCCAGUAGUUGGAGCACGAGGGGCGGGGCGGGCGGUCACCAGGGCCCGGAGGGCAGCGGGGGAGGUCCGAGAUUACUGGGGGCUCGGACGGAGACCACCGGACUCCUCCCUUCCUGUUCCGACUUCGUCCCCUCCUCCCGCCGCGUUUGCUUCCCCAGGCCGAUGCAGCCUUCCCCUCGGCCUCAGUAGUUCUUCCUGCCUCCCCGCGCCGCCUGCGCCGGGUUGGACGAUGCCCAAGAAGCUGCUGCUGCUGCCCCCGCUGUCCGUAUCCUCAACCUUUCGCGCUCUUCGAGCCCGACCCGCCGCCUUCCCAACCAUGAACGCCGCCCGUACGGGAUACCGGGUCUUUUCGGCCAAUUCCACCGCCGCCUGCACCGAGCUGGCCAAGCGCAUCACCGAGCGUCUUGGUGCUGAGUUGGGAAAGUCUGUUGUGUACCAGGAGACAAAUGGAGAAACAAGAGUUGAAAUAAAAGAAUCUGUUCGUGGUCAAGAUAUCUUCAUUAUACAGACAAUACCAAGAGAUGUGAAUACGGCUGUUAUGGAGUUACUGAUCAUGGCCUACGCGCUGAAGACUGCCUGUGCCAGAAAUAUUAUUGGAGUCAUCCCUUACUUUCCCUACAGCAAACAAAGCAAAAUGAGAAAGAGAGGUUCCAUUGUGUGCAAGCUCCUAGCUUCCAUGUUAGCCAAAGCAGGUUUAACACACAUUAUAACUAUGGAUCUUCAUCAAAAGGAAAUACAAGGCUUUUUCAGCUUUCCUGUGGACAACCUUAGAGCAUCACCUUUCCUACUUCAGUAUAUCCAAGAAGAAAUUCCAAAUUACAGAAAUGCAGUCAUCGUAGCCAAGUCUCCUGAUGCUGCAAAAAGGGCCCAGUCCUAUGCUGAGAGACUCCGCCUGGGUUUGGCUGUAAUACAUGGAGAAGCUCAGUGUACAGAGCUCGACAUGGAUGAUGGACGUCAUUCUCCUCCAAUGGUCAAAAAUGCCACUGUGCACCCUGGUCUUGAGUUGCCUUUGAUGAUGGCCAAAGAAAAACCACCAAUCACUGUAGUUGGAGAUGUUGGAGGAAGGAUUGCCAUCAUAGUGGAUGACAUCAUUGAUGAUGUGGAAAGUUUUGUUGCUGCUGCUGAGAUCCUCAAAGAGCGAGGUGCCUACAAGAUUUAUGUCAUGGCCACUCACGGCAUCUUGUCUGCAGAUGCACCCCGCCUAAUUGAGGAAUCCUCCAUUGAUGAAGUGGUGGUGACCAACACUGUUCCUCACGAAGUACAGAAGCUGCAGUGUCCCAAGAUAAAGACUGUUGAUAUCAGUUUGAUUCUUUCAGAAGCGAUACGGAGAAUCCACAAUGGGGAAUCCAUGGCUUACCUAUUUAGAAACAUUACUGUAGAUGACUAGAAUCCAGACUUGCUUUUGUUCUGGGGCUUUUGAGGAAAAAAGGCAUGGCCAUCAGUUAUUCAAAUGUUUCUUUGUGGGGAGGAGAGUGCUAGAGGUUUCUUGGAGUGAUGGUGGAGAAGCAAAAGAAAAUUAAAUUGAGCAGUGUUUAUACCAGAAACUCUUUUGCCAUGUGGAGAGGCAUUGUGACAGUUGUUGAAAAAGGAAUGAGUCAGCAGGCUGAAGGAUCUCCUACCAAGCCAUUUCUUAUGAAAGCCAUUAAGUCCUGUGCUUAAAAUGAAUCCAUUUCAAAGACAUAAGUCUUCGUUUCAUAACCCAAGUAAUUUGUUUAUUUCUUAGAAAAUGGAUUUGUUUCAUUGAAACUCCUUCUACAAACAGAAUACUUAUCCGUAGUGUUCAUUAAUCAAGUGUCUGUUUCCUUAAGAAAGGAGUAAGUAUUCUGUCACUUAAGCAAGAAUGUGAGAUUUCCUGGGGCUAAAUAGAGUUUACAUAUGGGGUAGGAAGUAGCACAGACAUAUCAAGAUUAGGCUGUCUAGCCUGUGAAUCUGGCCACCUACAUAUGCAGGUUAUGUUGCAAAUUAAAUAACUUGAUCUUUACCUAACCCUGCCUUACUGCAGAAACCCAUCAAGUGUGCCAAGCCCUCCCCGCAUUUACCCACCCCAUCUAAUGUCCUUUCCCAUCCUACUGCGUGAAUGAGGAAUGUGUAUAAUGAGUAUUUGGGACUAAAAUGAUAAACUAUAGCAUUACAAAUUGCGUGGCAAUAUGAGAUUAAAAUCCCUCUUUAUUAGCUCACAGUACUGGGUGCUGUGUGAAAUGAAUAGAUUCAUGCUUUACAUGGAUUAACUAAUCUCAUCCCUUCCACUUGGGGACCAGUCAUCUGUGGGAGAUGAGAGUGUAGCUUUCCUCCUAAGCAGUGAAGUCACUGACCUAGAACUCAUUCCAUUUCAUUCAUGUUUGAGGGUUGUUAAAAAGCACAAACAGACUACUGUGCAAUUGCAAUUAUUCUUUCUCCCAGCUUGAAGGUUUUCUUCUCUCCAGUAAGUUCCUAACUCUCCAGAUAAAACUUGUUAACCAGUUUAAUUUCGCUCUUCCAGAGCUGCCUUAUACUACUGAUACUAAAUAGAGUUUUGGUUGGAAAGACCCUAAGGAUUUAGGAAAAGCAGUACAGUUUGGGUGGCGCCCUAGAGGUCAACUAGCUGUGUAGCAUUGAGAACACUAUUUCACCCCCCUGGACAGAUCAUGCCUCCAUUGUAAGCCAGGAAGGUAUGGAUUGGGGUCAGCUUCUAGACUCUUUUGGGCUCUUUACCACUUAGAAAAUUUUGCAUUCAAUUCUAAUACUGGUAAACAUUCUGUAUUGAAGUACACAAUUCCCUUGUGGCCAAAAUGUGUUAUUUCUCCACUCUUGUCAAAGUUUGGUUUCUGGAAGGCUGGUUUCAGUAAUUCUGGAGAAAAAUAAUCAAACCCUUGGUUCUCCAAGGGUUAACUCUUGAGCUGAGCCACCUGAGUAUUGUGGUCCUUGCUGUCAUAGGAAUCUGUUAGGGUGUAGAGAGUUGGGUUUUUUUUUUUAAGUUUAAAUGAAUAAAAUGAGGAUGGAGCACCUGUUCGAUCAAUUUUCAUUGACCUUUCAAGUCUGUGAAACAUUAGAUGAGUUAACAUUCCUUUUUUUUUUUUUUUUUUUUUUUGAAAUCAUCACUACCCCCAUGUUAAGUCAUGAGAUCAUGUUCAUCUGUGCCAUGUUGAAUAAAGAGAACUAGUCUUUGACUUGACAUGUUCUGACUCACCAAAGUAAGGCAGACUUCCUUUAAAUAAUGAACUCCAGCUGCAUUUUAAAUAGAUGGGAUUUUUUUCUUUCUGCAACAGUUUAACAAUACUGUAUAAUACUGUAUACCAGAUUUGAAGUUUAAAAAAAAAACCCAAGCUUGGAUUCUAAUCCUACCUAAUAACUUAAUAAAUUACUGACUUUCCAGCAA